AUGUCAAUGGAAGAUGUAGAUUUCAAAAUGACAUUGGGUGAUACCAAAGUUAAUUGCAGUGUUUAUGCACUUCCUGCUGGGUAUCUUACUUUCGAAGCGCUUAACAAUGGAAGCUGGUCAUCUAAUGUUUCCACAGAGUUUUUGGCAGCAUACUUUUUAACUAAUUGUUCUACGAAAGAUUUGUCUAACAUAAUAUCGAAUACUAAUUUCACGGAGAUAGCAGGAUACAAGUCUGAUAAUCCAAUAUAUCAAGUUUAUAAAGAUGAGAAUAGUGGACAUGCAUUUAUUGCACUCUUAUUUACGGCUAGUGGAGCGUGUGCUUCUGCUUGGAUGCUUACAUUGUUGCUUUACUUGUCACCUAGACAUAAACGAAAGUCUUGGCUAGCGCAACUUGCAACUAUCAUUUAUGCAAUAGCUUUCACAAUUAUUCUUUUUAAACUUACCAAAAUAUCUGAAGUGGAAUAUUAUGAAGGAACUUUAAAUGUCAUUAGACUCACUAACUAUAUGUAUGAUAAUACGGAAAAUAAGGUAUUUCUUCCCCUUGCGCAGAUCAUCACUAAUCUUGCCUGGUUAGAGAUAGUCGAAUAUACAACACGGCCACGAUUCAAGCUUAUAACGGGUAUUAUAGGUUUAUGUAUCAUAAUCGUGAAUGCGGCAUUUCACAUUUUGAUAAGAUGCGAUUACAGCUCCGAAUAUGAUAUUGGCUCCUCAGGCGAAAAAUCGCGGUAUAGGCGAAUGCAGAUUGUGGAGACGGUAUUUCAAAUUGUUAUUGAUAUAUGGUUUCUGGCUAGCUUAUUCUACUAUACCAUUAUUUCAACAAAUCCGAGAAGAAUAAGUUAUUCAAAGAAAUUAUUGCCAAUCGCCUUGUUCAAUAUAUUUCUAAUUCUUGUGCAUAUCGUGGUCAACUUCCUCUAUAUUACGCUUUUCAGCAAUAAUUGGCCAGCAAUGAAGUGGCUCCAACUUAUUCCGAAAUUGGUAGAGAUUUUACUAGUGACUACAAUUUGGGAAUGGAUAUCAAAUAUAAACGUCUUAGAAAAAAGAUUUGAAAUGAUGGGUGUGUUAGGAAGAAGAUUAAGCAUCGAUGAUGUUCUUACUUCUCAAUUUCAUGGCACGAGUCUGCCUGGUAGUAGCCGUAGUUGGAGACGUGUGACGGGUCUAUCCUUUUUGCAUGAGUGGGCUAGUAACAGAAGAAAGAAAAUGGAAGCAAAAGAUGUAUCCGAUUCGGUGAUAAACAAAAUGUCAUCAUCGGAAUCUCUGAAAGACAUCCUGGAAGGGGCUACAGUGGCGCAGAUGUCUUCGAAUACUCUACAAAGGGCGUCGGAUCUAACUAGUGAAACGGAUCAAUCUCUUGGUAACUCCUCUGGAGACACCGGAGAUCUAGUGGGUGCUCAAAAUCAAAGCGCAGGUCUCGGAGGUCUGGCAGGUCUGGCAGGUCUGGAUCUCUCAACCGAAGAGCAAAUUGUAAUUGAUAAUUAUGACAUAGAGAGCCUGAAUCACGAAGAUGAAGUGCUGUCCCAAGGCGUAUCAGAACAGCAACCACCUCCUUUCAAUGCUCAUCGAGGGUUUAAUUUACAUGACUACUGGCAUGAUGAGAAAAUAUAG
This is a messenger RNA of Priceomyces carsonii, 1602 nucleotides long. RefSeq names its product Dfg16p (gene DFG16). Gene Ontology annotation, cellular component: plasma membrane. The record is from RefSeq and is a predicted model, not a curated record. Bases 1 to 1602 code for a protein of 533 amino acids. NCBI's taxonomy places the organism in Eukaryota, Fungi, Ascomycota, Pichiomycetes, Serinales, Debaryomycetaceae. The transcript has a single exon. Gene Ontology annotation, biological process: cellular response to pH.